Messenger RNA from Microdochium trichocladiopsis, 543 nucleotides. RefSeq lists its product as uncharacterized. The record is from RefSeq and is a predicted model, not a curated record. The transcript has a single exon. Lineage: Eukaryota; Fungi; Ascomycota; Sordariomycetes; Xylariales; Microdochiaceae. Bases 1 to 543 code for a protein of 180 amino acids.
AUGUCCAAUAAACCAGCCACAAAGGCCAUGGGCAAUCUGACCCUCGCCACGCCUACCACAAACCCUCCGAUGGCCACCGGCUCCAAGUCCAAGAAGAAGCCCGUCGCCGACUCGUGGGAGGAUGAAUCCUCUGACGAGGAGCCCAUGUCAGCGUCGGCGCUCCAGUCGCCUGCCAUUGUGUCCACGACGUCCGACAAGCAGGGCGUCAGUGCCCCGCCGCCCACUCCAAACUCGCCCGCAAACCCGCCCAACGCUCCAUGGCACGGGCAAGCUCCCGGUCUAUCCAAUAUGCUUCAUCCUCUCGGUGGCGGGUACGCCGAUUCUGCUGCGGCUGCCAGGCGGCCCGAGAAGACCGAUGCCGUGGCGAGGCGCAUGAUCGCCAGUGCUUUGGGUGUCAAGGCUCCCAAGGCCACAGAGGAGCAGAGGGCAUACGAUCGGGCUGUGCGAGAAGCGGAGAAGAAGAAGAAAGAGGAAGAGCGUGAAGCAGAGCGUAAGCGUGCGGAGGAGACGGCUCGUGCCAAACAGGCAGUCUGGGAAGACUAG